Naumovozyma castellii is the source of this 5799-nucleotide messenger RNA. RefSeq names its product guanine nucleotide exchange factor DCK1 (gene DCK1). NCBI's taxonomy places the organism in Eukaryota, Fungi, Ascomycota, Saccharomycetes, Saccharomycetales, Saccharomycetaceae. Bases 1 to 5799 code for a protein of 1932 amino acids. The transcript has a single exon. The record is from RefSeq and is a predicted model, not a curated record.
AUGAGUGAGGGAUCCCUACGGAAUUCCAGUUCUGAAAGUCAGAAACGAUAUUGGCUACCUACAGAUCGUUUACUAUAUGGUGUCAUUGUUAAGGCUUUCUUACCUUUAAAGAGACAUCCAGAACUAUUGUAUGAAAAUGGUGAAUUUUCCAAUAUAUACCCGGGGGCAGAAGUUUAUCUCUUUGAAGAAACAGUUGAUGGGAAAUGGUGUAGAGCAUAUUUAUGUGCGAGACCGUUGCCUGAAGAAUUCAUUACCUUUGUAUCAUCUGUUGAUGAUAAAUUACCUGAUGUGAAGCCAAGGGUUGUUAUUUUCCCAAGAAAGAUAUGUAACGUCAACAUGGAUAAAGUAGUAACUACAAUGGCCUUUUCUAAGUUACCAGAAUUACAUGACUUCGAUUCCAUGGUAAGUCCUGAAUGUACUGCACCUUCAUUGUAUGAAAGUCUUUCCACGGUGAACGUUAAUGCCGUGACGUCAAUCUCCAAUAAGAAACCAGCAAGGCCAGGGUUCCCAUUCUUUAGAUUUCAACAAAGACCCUUUAUCGAAGAAAUUGGUCCCAUUUUGGCAUUAAUAUCUUCGCAUGUGUAUGCCAUGUAUUCAGCAGGUGAGUUUACAAUUUAUGAAAAACUGAUCGAACUUUAUUAUGAAUUAGAUUCCAUCAGAUUGAGAUUACAGUUUAACCUCACCACUGAUUCAGAACGUAUCACAAUUAUUAGGACCUCUACAUGUCUUUUGACAAGAAUCUCAAAAUUUAUUUCGUCACAGGGUAGAUCCAACAGAUUCUUUUUAAAGGAUGCUCCAGCAAGUUCAGAUCCAUAUGGGUUUGAAGGUAUCUUUUCCCGUGAUAUUAAUAAUGGUGAACUUCAAGAAUAUGAUACUACGGGUUUACAAAAGUUAGUAGUAAGCUCCAUGCUUUACGGGUUGACUAACACUUUUCCCGUCAUGGAUUCUAAUAUCCUAGAUCCAAUUGUUCCCACGAAGGAUUUAUUCAAAGAAACACAGUCACAUAUUUUAAUUGAUUUCAAAGAUGUUAUUAGUGACCCUUCCAUUAUCAAUCCAAAAUUUGAAAGUAUGACUGCCUCCGUAUACUUAAGAACCAAAACUAAGGUACUUACAGAACCAUUUGUGGUGAAUAUUUAUUCUGAUCAUAUCACAUCUCUUGAUAAUAUUGCCUCAGUUCUUUUCAAAUACAUAUCCACAAAUAUUAUUGAGCAUGAAAAAAUAUAUCUGACAGUAAUUCUGACUGAGGCCCUUCCCGUAAACACCAGCAAAGAACCAUCGAUGAGUGAAUUCAAAAAACCUUUUAUUCCAUUUAAAUCGGAAAAGGAAGGUAGGAUUAAAAGUGUAAGAUGUGGGGUAGCUGCAGGAAUUGUUGAUAUAUCCGCCAUUUUUGCUAAAACUAACAAUACGACAAUUCAUGAUAGUGCUCACACCUUCACAAUCCGUCUGUAUGGAUCAACUUUUGACGAUCAGUCGAAAGCUAAUGCCGACCAGGAAAAAGGGUGGGGUGGAUUAAUAGACAAGCUCUUGAUGAAUUCUAAAAAUGGUGUUGUGGUUAACCCUCGAACGAUAUCACUCUCUGUCACAGUGAAGGAAAUACUGGGAGAAACUGCAUCGACACACAUUACAAACUCCCCAAUUGUAGCCAUAAAGACUGUGCCAACAAACUUUUACGACCCUGUCUUUAACCCUAAGGAAAGAAUUCAAUUAACUUUGGGGAAAAUUUCAUUAGUUGGGUUAGAAGGCAAAACGACAAACAUCGAAAACAUCACAGUUCAAAUAUGUAGUAAAAAUGAGAAUGUUUCCUUUGGGAAAUCUACUGGUGACAAUGGAUUUGAUCAUUGGAGAUUUGUGUCUGUUAGCUCUGGCGAAUUUAUUGGAGAAACAGUUAUUGUGAAUGGUCUUGAUAAGAUGAAGGAGAAAGAAACCUUAAGGAUACUAAUUUAUUUGAAUGGGUUUCUGAUGGCAAAAUCCAAUAUAUAUAUAAAGAAAGAUAACGAGGUCAUAGAGUAUCCAGAUGGAACAACCUUCCAGUUAUUAUCGUCAUUGGGAAAGCCUUUAUUAUAUUUGGACAUAAUGACAAAAUAUGAAGGAUGUACUUAUAACACAGAUCCUGUGAUAAAGAAGUUCAAUUCUUUGUUAAAAGAAAAAGAUAUGAAUGAUCCAAAAUUCCCAGAACUUUGUAGAAAGGUAACGGAAGAACUUAACAAUGUUACAAAGGCUCAACUAUUUAAACAUUUUGAAGAACUAUUAUUGAACUAUCUAAAGCUUUUAUCUCUGAUUGAUGCAGAUGCAGCAGGUCCUGCUAAUGCUGAUAUAUUUGCAGUAUUUAUGAAGUUCAUUUUUAUUACACUGACCUUUGAGGAGAACUGUAGGUUCAAAUUCCACCAAUUGUGCAAACGAUACCAACACGAGAAAGAGAAGUUACCAAGCAUCGGCCCCAAGAUACUUUUUCACAUGAAAAGGAUAUUACAGGAUAGGGAGCAUCGCUCAAAUGAAGUAAAUAACAUGUCGUAUCAUGUUUCGAUUUUCUUAUUGCUAAUAUCUGGUAUCACGUCGGAAGGUGUGGAAAAUGAAUGGAAAGUAAACUUCGAAUCAUUUUUUGAGUUCGUAUGCAAAUUUCUUGAACUAACUGAUGAAAAAUACCUAAAUUAUCAGAAAGCUUUAUUACGGGCAUAUGACUAUUGGAUAGAUACUCUACCAGACUACUACAAUAGCGCCGAAAUCAUUAGUUUUACCUCCCGACUAUUUAAAAGUUGUCAAGAGAAGGAAAUUAAACUAAACAUCACUAAUGCAAAGAUUUCUUCAGAAAUGGAGGAGUAUUUGACUACAAAAUUUCUCUUGCUACGCCGUUUACUUUCUCAUAAACAGAUUUUAUGUUUUUUAUUUGAAGGGAGCUCGAUGGAUGACGGAAAGGUAACAUUCUUAUCAGAGUGCCUAGAGACAUCAUUACAGCCAUAUUUGAUAUACACAGAUACGGAACUUCAGCUUACUCCAAUAAGACUUGCUAACAGUGUAACAAUGAUGUUACUAGAAGGCAUUCAAGAUAAGAAAGUAUUGAGAAAUAUAAUACGAUUACUUCCAACGUACUGUAGGUUUUUUAUUUUAAUGAGAAAGUAUUGUAAAAAAUUCGAUAUGUUUAAAUCGAAGAGAACUUUUACUAAACUGUUUCCUGUGGAAACACCAUUUCCAAAAAUACCAAUGGACUCUAUUGUCAACGAUGAGCAAGUUGUUGAAGUACUGUUAGAGCUUGCAACCAUUAUAUCUCAAGUUGUGAAAAUUGCGCACCAAUUAUACGACAAGGAAGCUUCAUUCAUUGACAUAAUCCAGGAAUGUAAAGACGAUAAAGAAUUUCAAUCAAUAGUUUAUCUCUCUCAUAUGAAGGAUGAACAUGUAUUAACAAUUACAAGAACAAUCAAACUUUUCAUGAGAGGUGAAUUUUAUCCAACUAAAAAAUGGCUUGGAAUAACUGCAUUACUGGCCAGAUCUGCACUAGGUAUGUUAAAUUUAUCGCGACAUUACAUGUACUUCUACAAUAGUCCUGUAUCACUCCCUGAGAGAAAGGGUGAGCUGAACAUGAAGUUAUGGGCCGAAUAUUUUAAAUACACUUUAAUGAUAUCUAACCAUAAAGUUUCUACCUUAGUCAAGUUGGCAAUUAUUCCAAGAAAAGCAAUUUAUCGUAUAGCGUCAAAUCUGAAAGGACGAACAUCAGAAUUACUGAAUGAUGCAUGGGACGCUUUGGGUCGCGGUCAGGAAAGUGCCACUCUUUCACAGAAGUUUGGUGUUAUGGGUGUCAGUGAUUAUCAAAGGAAUUUAAUCCUAGACAAUCUCGGAAUCGUUAGAGAUUUGUUUAUCUAUGCCUUUCACAGACAUGUCGAAUCGACCAAGAUUAGUACUAAAAUAUUUUGGAGUAUCGCAGUUAACUUUUGGCUUGAAUACAGAUCGCUUCAACCGGUAUUAAAUUUAUUUAUACCAGAAUUGUACAAUGCUUAUCAAAUUGGAAAGUUAUAUGUUGAUGAUUAUGAAUUGAAUCGAUUCAUUUCAUGUUUGUUUUAUAUUAUUCAUAUUCCACCAGAGGAUAAAGUAUACCCAUUCGCCUUAAAUUUUUUGAAAGAAAUGCUUGGUUUCUUACAUAUCAUCAGUGAAACAUUUAAGAUUCCGAAUCAGGAAGAAUUUGAUGAUGAUAGAACUGCACGCCAUAUUGAAAUGUUUGGAUUUUUGCUGGAUGCCGAAAGGCCGGAGCUCUUCCACAAGAUGGUUAACGACUUAUAUAUCCAUUUUGUUCAAAAGAAAGAUUUUGUUCAAGCAGGAUUAAGUUUAGAACUAUUGGCUAGCACCUAUGUAUGGGACCCUAAUGAUUAUUUGCCACCGUCACAAUAUCCCCCAAUGCCAGAACAAUCUUCAUUUGAGAGAAAAGAAUAUUUGUUUAAAGAAGCAGCAAGAAACUUCGCAAGAGGUUUAAAGCUAGAAAAAGCAUUAUCUGUCUAUAAAGAUUUGAUAAAAGCUUAUGAUGAAAUCAAUUACGAUUUGAACGGGCUUGCAUUUGUUCACGAUCAAAUUGCUCAGAUAUACACUGAUUUGCAACUUAUUGAUAGAUUGGUGCCAACGUAUUUCAAAGUUUCCUUUUUAGGUUUUGGUUUUCCCAAUUCAUUGAGAAACAAGAAGUUCAUAUUCGAAGGGUUACCAUUUGAGCAUAUCACGUCCAUGCAUAAUAGAUUAUUAAAGAUUUAUCAUGGUUCAACCAUCAUUCAAACACAAGAAGAAGCCGAUAAUUUGAUAUUAAACCCACAGGUGGGAAAAUAUAUCCAUGUUAGUACUGUGGAGCCUAAAUCGGCCCUGUCUGAAGAAUACUCGACCAGCAACAAAAGUAUGUUAAACAGUAAGAUUCGAAUGUACAUUGAGAACAGAGAUUUAAAAACAUUCAGUAGUUCAAGAAGAUUACCUGGGUCGACAGGCGUAACAGAUUUAUGGGUAAUCGAAUAUACUUAUGAAACUGUAUCUACUUUCCCAACAUUGAUGAAUAGGUCCGAGAUAAGAACCAUUGAUAAAGUAAAGUUAUCUCCACUGGAAAAUGCCAUGAAGUCCUUACAAACAAAAAUUCAAGAACUAUCAGGUCUCGAAAAUACAUGUUACAAAGUACUUAAAGGAGGAGAAGAUUCUACUACUAUUUUCAACGAAUUAUCAAGAAAUAUAACAGGAACCAUAUCAGCUCCAAUUAACGGUGGGAUCGCUCAAUAUAAGGAGUUUCUACAACCGGAAUUUAAAUCUACAUAUUCUCCCGAAGAACUUUCCAAGUUAGUAUCAGCAUUUGACGAGUUGACCAUUGUUUUGAGUAGAUGUCUCGUCUUACAUUCAGAAUUGAUUCCAUCUAGACAAUUUAAGGCAUCCCAUGGCAUUUUGAUGGAGCUUUUCGAAAAGAAUUUUGCCGAUGAGAUCAAAAGAAACAACAUUAAAGCAAGCAACAUGACUUUAGACUCCAUAACGAAGUCAUUCUCUGCUAGAAGCUCUCAAAAAAGUAUCACCAGUCGAAAACCAGCCCUCGUUAAUUGGGAUUGCAAUUCCAACAGUACCAGCGGUCUCCGACCUACUUCGAUUAAUUCUGGGGAUGCUGCAAGCCAAAGCAGUAAUCUACUAAGUAAGUACAUGACAAGGACCUCACAGAACUCAAGCAAUAGUUCGAGUGCUCAUAAUCUAUAUGCCGUCAGCGGAAGCGGCUCACAACCAUCCAGUGCAUUGUUAACAUGGGCCUCAUCCUCCAUUCACCAGGACAUUAGCAGUCACUACCACCCAUCGUUAGGGUAA